CUGACAGUCUUUUGACAGUCUUUUGUCACCAGUGUGUGUUGUAACCGGGCGCUACACAAUCACUGUCGUAGGGUGCUGUGCAAAGCUCCCAUUGACAAGACCCUGUCCUGUUAUGCACGUAUUACCCGUCGUCCAUUAUCUUUCUAACCUGCAGGAGACAUGGCGUGCGGGCAAUGGAGGGCCUACCUUGUGGUAUGGGGAGGUUUGAUGGUCCACCUUACUUUGGGCACCGUGUUUUCCUUUGGUAACUUGACACCGUACUUGACGUCAUACUUACGUAACAACACAUCCAGCCUUGACAUUGACUAUGGCGACAGUAUGUGGAUCUACGCAUGUUGCCUCAUGGGGCAAGGAGCAGCCAUCUUUCUUGGGGGGAUCAUCAGCCGGACCCUGGGCUUAAAACUCACCGUGCUACUUGGAUCCUGGUUCAUGAGUGCUGGCGUCAUGCUGACGUUCAUUACGGUGCGGCAUUCCUACAUAGGCGUCAUCUUUACGUACGGCGUCAUGAACGGACUUGGGUGCGGGGUCGCCUACCCACUACCCAUGGGAUGCGCCAUGAAGUGGCUGCCAGAACGGAAGGGUCUGGCAGGUGGUCUAGUGGUGGCGGGGUUCGGGGGAGGAGCGUUCAUCUUUAACCUGGUCCAAACGGCCUUCAUCAACCCAGACAAUCUGUCACCGGAUUUGAAGGUCAAUGGAGAACACUACUUCAGUCAGCCGGAGCUGCUACAGAGGGUACCCUGGGUGUUCGUGCUGACAGGGGGGAUAUACGCCGCCAUGCAGCUGGUGGGCGUCCUCCUCCUAUCUGACCCCCCGACACAGGCGACAUCUGUUAACAAUGUAUCUGAAUCUGAGCUGGACAGCAGCAACAACAUCGUCAUGACCAACAUCACAGUCAACAGUGAUAGUAAUGAUAGAAAUGUCUCGCCUGUGAAUCCCAAAGAAACAAUAAGUGUGGUGGAGAGUCUGCGUCCCCUGCAGGUCCUGAAGACCCGGGCGUUCUACACUCUGUGGUUGUGUUUCCUGUUCAACGGGCAGGGCGUGGUCUUCCUGUCAUCACUCUAUAAGGAUUACGGGCAGACAUUCAUCACUAAUGACGUGUUCCUGGCAGUGUCUGGGGCCUUCGCAUCUGCCUUUAACUUCUCAGGAAGGAUGUUCUGGGGUUUCAUCGCAGACCGGUUUUCAUUUAAGACAGCCAUGAUGUGUAUGUGUACCUCCUUCUCCUGUCUGAUGAUCACAUUCAACGUCACGCCCUUAGGAGGGGAGGCUCUCUACUUCAUAUACGUGUGUCUUCUGUUCGGCACCCUAGCGGGGAACUACUCCCUGUUUUCUGUGGCUGCCGCGAGGUCGUUCGGGGAGAAGUAUUACCCAAUCAACUUUGGUCUCAUUUUUACUUCCCAGACAAUCACAGCACCACUGGGGGCCAUCUUGGCGUCUCAGCUCAAGGCACAGAUUGGCUGGUUUGGCAUGUUCAGCUUGAUUGCCGGGUUUUCCUUCCUAAGUUUGCUUCUCAUCACAACCUUCAAUGUCAAGAACAGUAAAGGACGACCGAUAUAAACAUCCGCGAUGUAGCUCUCGAACAGUCUUCUUAUUUGUAACCAUACCCGAUCCUACCAUAUUCCUUGGACAUGUCAAUCUCUGGUCAUGCGCACGUGCUCAACUUGAUGUCUAUCUCUUCAGUACCACUGGGUCCCUCGGUAGUAUGAUGGACAAUAAUGACAGGUGUGGUGAACCGAGAUGUCUAGUACACCAGCUGGACUAUGAAAUGGCGUUUGACGUUUAUGAUUCAUGACAUGUAAAACACAUGUUUGGCUUGUCAGUAUAUUGACAUGUUUAUUUCAUUUUUAUGUAGGAACAGUCAUAAAUGUAUAAACAAAAAUGUUAAACACUGAUGCAUGUUUUUAUAGAGGAGUUUUAUGAGAGCUGAUUAUACAAUGACUAACAAGCGGUUACAUGGACGGCGGAAAGUAAAGCCUGUCCAGUGUGGAAGAUAUUUGUAUUUUCCUGUAAACAAGACACAUUAUUAUCUCAUCAAUUGACCUGAUACAAUUUAUAUUUUCGGCGCUGGCCACGAAUUGCGAUCAACAGUAUAUUUGACAAGGCAAAAACGUGUUUUGUUAAUAAUAUUUUUGUCAUUGAUCUUAGUCUGAAAACAUAACUGUAGUAACUGUAAAGGAAUAACAAUAGUUAUAGCAACACAUGUUACCACUGAAGUGAAAUAUCGAUAGUAUUUUGUCAUACCAUACUGUUCUACAAGGCUGCUGCUGCAAGACUUGGUAAAUCAUCAGCGUUGCGUGAACGUGUUAUAGUAUUAGUCACACUUCUGUAGCCUGCUACGCCGAAGGUAUUGUACAUCGAGACGAGAAGCGUGUUUGUCGUGUGACAUAAGUUAAUUUGAUAGUCAUAUCAAAAUGUCAUUCAAAUGUCUAAGAGUUCCAUCGUUUUGAUAUACAGGUAUUCCGUGAG
Haliotis rufescens (red abalone) is the source of this 2463-nucleotide messenger RNA. Its product is annotated as oxalate:formate antiporter-like. NCBI's taxonomy places the organism in Eukaryota, Metazoa, Mollusca, Gastropoda, Lepetellida, Haliotidae. The coding region runs from base 160 to 1554 and encodes 464 amino acids. Gene Ontology annotation, biological process: transmembrane transport. The record is from RefSeq and is a predicted model, not a curated record. The transcript has 11 exons. Gene Ontology annotation, molecular function: transmembrane transporter activity.